Messenger RNA from Dipodomys ordii (Ord's kangaroo rat), 2337 nucleotides. RefSeq names its product zinc finger protein 197 (gene Znf197). Lineage: Eukaryota; Metazoa; Chordata; Mammalia; Rodentia; Heteromyidae. Gene Ontology annotation, molecular function: RNA polymerase II cis-regulatory region sequence-specific DNA binding; DNA-binding transcription factor activity. Gene Ontology annotation, biological process: regulation of transcription by RNA polymerase II. The record is from RefSeq and is a predicted model, not a curated record.
AUGACAAGAGAAAAUGGGGCCCACAAUGCUCUGAGACAAGAAGGCGAUAUCUAGACAUAGGGGACCAGCAUCCAAGUGAGCAGCUCCUCUGUGUGGGAGAUCCAUCAGCACUUCAGACGAUUACGUUACCAUGACACAUCUGGAUCCCAGGAGGCUGAGCUCUGUCGACGAUGGCUGAGGCCAGAAGCACCCACCAAGGCUCCGAUCCUUGAGCUGUUGCUGUGGGAGCUUCCCGGGGAGAUCCGGACCUGGGUGCAGCUCCAUCAUCCUGGGAGUGGCAAGGAGGCUGUGGCCCAGGUAGAGGAGCUGCAGAAAGAUCUGGUUGGACUGGCACUAAAAGUUCCAGUCCUUGUCCAGGUCCAGAACACUCUCCAAGAAGGGCGGACGGUACUGGGAAUACCACUUCCUCUUCGGUCAGCUGAACUCCACCUGAAUCCUCUUCUUAGUGACCCAGUACUGGCCAGCCUCCAAGAGUCUCCACACGCUUCUCCUGGCCCUGAAGCUUCUUCCCUUCCCCAGGAAGAAAACCCAAGACAUCAACUGAUGGCACUUAGGCUUCUAACCGCCCAGCCCCAGGUAAGCUUCUCACCUUCUCUGCUUCCUGGGUGUAGCUUUCCAAUUGCUGUCCAAAAAUGGGAAACGAUGACUGGGUACGGGGAGGCAAUAGCUAAGCCAAGUGUUUCUCAGAAGGCAGAUUCCCAGAAAGGCACAUCAAAGAGACUUCAAACAACAAUUCCCCACAUCCCUGGCGUUGAGGCUGAGCGUGAAUGGCCGCUGUUGACCACUCAGUGGGGAAAUGAAAUGCCAGCAUGGGCAGACAUGGUAAAGAAAGAUCUCUGUGGAAGAGAUCAGAAGAACAGAACCCCACGCGCCCACAGAGGCCCAAAGCGGAAGGAAUUGCAACACUUCACUUCCGGUUCAGCCAUGUCCGAAAGCUUCCCAGGAAAGGAAGAUCCAAAGUCAUAUCCGAGUAACAUCUGUGAUAAACCGUUGAACAAAAUCUCCCAGCUUCUCAACCGCCCAAGGGUCCACACCCGGGAGAAGCCAUACAAAUGCAAAGAAUGCGGGAAGGCCUUUAACGACCACUCUGGCCUCCUCCUCCAUCUGCGCCGCCAUUCUGGAGAAAGACCUUACAAGUGUGACGAAUGCAGCCAGGUAUUCUCCCAGAAUGCCUACCUCGUGGGCCACCAGAGGCUGCACGGGGGCGAGGAGCCAUACCAAUGUAACAAGGGCCAGAAAGCUUUCAUCCUCAAAAAGAGUCUCACCCUGCACCAGAGAAUCCACUCCGGGGAGAAACCCCCCAGGUGCCAGAAGUGUGGGAAAGUAUUCAUCCUGAAAAAGAGCCUCACCCUCCAUCAACGAUUCCACACCGGGGAGAAUCUGUACAGCUGCCAAGCCUGUGUGGACCACCAGAGACUCCAUAAUGGAGAGAAGCCCUACGAAUGUGGUGAGUGUGGGAAAACCUUCAUCACGAGCAAGAGCUUCACAGUCCACCAGAAACUGCACACCCAGGAGCAGGCCUACAAAUGUGAAGACUGUGGAAAAGCCUUCAGCUACAACUCCAGUCUGCUUGUCCACUGGCGGAUCCCCACGGGAGGAAAACCAUUCAAGUGCAACGAGUGUGGAAAAGCAUUCAGUUCCAACAGGAACCUCACCGAGCACAAGAGGAUCCACAGCGGGGGGAAGCCGUACCAGUGUGGCAAAAGCUUCAUCCUGAAGAAGAGUCUCCUCAGGCACCAGAGAAUUCACAUGAGGGAGAAAUCGUACCAAUGCCACGAAUGUGGGAAAAUCUUCAGUUAUUGCUCCAACCUGACUGCCCAUCAGAGAAUUCUCCACACGGGUGAGAAAUCCUACGCAUGCGCCGAGUGUGGGAAGGGAUUUACAUACAACAGAAACCUCACUGAACACCAGAGCCUCCACAGUGGGGGGAAAAAAACCUACCAAUGUCACCUAUGUCACAAAGUCCUCACUUCUAGAAGAAUGGGAGUGUGGAAAGACUUCAGUUAGAAUAAAAACCUCGUGGUGCAUCAGAGAGCACAUCGUGGGGAGAGACCUUAUGAGUGUGAGAAAUGCAAGAAAUCAUUCACCUCGAAGAGGAACCACGUGGGAGAGAAAGCCUGUGGGCGUAAUGAUCGGAGUAAAGUGUGCAGGCCAAGAAAUAGCCUUUGCAAACAUCAGAAAGCUCAUUUAGAGGAAAAGCCUCGUGGGUGCAGUGACUCUGCUAAUGUGUUCUCUCAGACUUCAAAUGUCCAUCUGCAAGCAAAAAGCCAUACUGUGGAGGAAAUCUCUUGGCUACAAAAUGCCAGUGAAUCUAAGGUAGAUAUUCAGAAAAUCUAG